Molecule: messenger RNA, 1171 nt
Organism: Salvelinus sp. IW2-2015
Lineage: Eukaryota; Metazoa; Chordata; Actinopteri; Salmoniformes; Salmonidae
Product: microtubule-associated protein RP/EB family member 3
Biological process (GO): regulation of microtubule polymerization or depolymerization; protein localization to microtubule; spindle assembly
Cellular component (GO): spindle midzone; microtubule organizing center; microtubule plus-end
Molecular function (GO): microtubule plus-end binding
Source: RefSeq, a predicted model, not a curated record
GCCGCGUGGGAUUUGACAGAUAGUGCUAGUCAAUGCGAGCUCAUGGGAGGGCUGGUGCACGUAUUGUAUCACGUAUUGUAUAUCGCUAUGUAAUAAUUUAUGUUGAGGCUGAAAGCAAGGGCAGAAAUAGUGAAAGAGGACUUUCUUCUCUGCUGGCACAGACUGAUCAUUCAUAAGGCUUUACUUUGAAUUUCAUAGAAAUGUGCACCAUAUUGGCGAAACUUUAUUCACGCCACUCGAUGCGUUGGCUGCUGCUUGUUCUUUUCGUUUCUACACAGAGGAUGGCAGUGAAUGUGCACGCUACGUCUGUGUCCUGUGACACCCUGAGCCGACAUGACAUGCUGGCCUGGCUCAACGACUCCCUGCACCUCACCUACACCAAGAUAGAACAGCUCUGCUCGGGGGCAGCGUACUGUCAGUUCAUGGACAUGCUGUUUCCAGGCUGUGUCCUUCUAAAGAAGGUCAAGUUCCAGGCCAAGCUGGAACACGAGUUCAUACACAACUUCAAGGUUCUCCAGGCGGCCUUCAAGAGGAUGGGCGUUGACAAAAUAAUUCCCGUGGAGAAGCUGGUAAAAGGAAAGUUCCAGGAUAACUUUGAGUUUGUGCAGUGGUUCAAGAAAUUCUUUGACGCCAACUAUGAUGGGAAGGAGUACGACCCGCUACAGGCCAGACAGGGACAAGAUGUGAACCCCGCCCCCAAUCCAGGCCCCCAGAGGCACUCGCCCACGGUGCCCAAGAUCCUACCCACGCCCCAGAGGGUGCUGAACACCACUGUGCAUGUGCGGAAGGCCCCGGCCCUGGCGCGGAACGGGGGCACCGACGCGGAACUGUUGGAGCUAAAUCAACAGUUGAUGGAGCUGAAGUUAACAGUGGACGGACUAGAGAAGGAGAGAGAUUUCUACUUCAGUAAGCUGAGAGACAUUGAGCUGAUCUGUCAGGAACACGAGAGUGACACCAACCCUCACCUCUCCAGGAUCAUGGACAUUCUCUACGCCACAGAGGACGGCUUUGCUGCUCCAGAUGAUGACGAGAUUGAUGGACAGGCCCACUUGGACCAGGAUGAAUACUGAGUCUCUAAUACCUUCUGUCUGCCACAUCCCCCUCUCCCUCCUCUAAUACCUUCUCUCCAUCCACAUCCACCUCUCCCUCCUCUAAUACCUUCUGUCUGCCA